GCAGCCUAGAGCAAGAGGGACUACGCCUGCUGGAGCAACAUGAAGAUACAUAUUUGGCUCCAGAAUACCUCGUACUGUGCUCAAAACAUGCAGGAUGAUUUACUGAUGGACAAAAGCAAAGCUCAGCCUCACCAGCACCAAGAGCCGUCAAAUACAGAGCCUCCAUCCACCCCGACCCCCUCCGAGCCUCCGGUCCUGGACGAGCAGAACCACGUCGGUCACAACGAGCGGAUCGCCAUGGAGUCUCCGGUGUUACCGGGUUUGGGUUUCUCUCAGGAUUCCUCUCUGUCGCCGUCGUUCGGCAGCACUUGGUCCACCAACGCCGUAGACGAAGGCUUUUUCCAAGGGAUUCCGUCGGUAAACGGGACGAUGCUUUUUCAAAACUUUCCCCAUCACGUUAACCCGGUGUUCGGAGGUAAUUUUUCCCCGCAGAUGAGAAGGUCUCCGCUGAGUGUGAACCAGAGGAACCCCUACAGCCACCAGACGCUCAUCAAUAAAGUGUCCGCGUCGUCCGCUUCUUCGUCCGCCUGGAAUAACCAUCAGAACGCGGUGUGGAGCUCCGCGGCGAACCCCUGGAGCGGCAGAGACCCGCGGAGAGCGCUCGGGCUCGGCGUCCCGUCUCCGCUCAACCCCAUCUCCCCGACGAAGAAGCCCUUCCCGAGCAAUGUCAUCGCGCCCCCGAAAUACCAGAGACCAGGAGCCCUGCAGAAACCCUGGAUGAUCUCAGAGCCUCCGGAGCCCUUCAGAACCGACAACAGCAACAACAUGCUGCCAUUUCAGGAAAGGAAUCGCCCCUUUGACCCAUUCAACUUGCACACUUUGGAGAAUUCCUUAAUGGACAUGAUUGGGACAAACCAUGACAAAGGUAAACAUCACCCUGCUGCUGGCCCACCAAUGACUAUCGCUGAUAUUAUAUGGAGGAAUCAUUUUGCAGGUCGCAUGGGUCUCAACUUUCACCAUCCAGUAGCUGAACAUAUAUUACCACUGAACU
Messenger RNA from Sinocyclocheilus anshuiensis, 991 nucleotides. RefSeq names its product cytoplasmic polyadenylation element-binding protein 3-like. The record is from RefSeq and is a predicted model, not a curated record. The annotation marks the transcript as partial. Gene Ontology annotation, biological process: negative regulation of cytoplasmic translation. The transcript has 5 exons. Gene Ontology annotation, cellular component: nucleus; neuron projection; cytoplasm. Gene Ontology annotation, molecular function: ribosome binding; translation factor activity, RNA binding; mRNA 3'-UTR binding. Lineage: Eukaryota; Metazoa; Chordata; Actinopteri; Cypriniformes; Cyprinidae.